Molecule: messenger RNA, 762 nt
Organism: Monoraphidium neglectum
Lineage: Eukaryota; Viridiplantae; Chlorophyta; Chlorophyceae; Sphaeropleales; Selenastraceae
Product: ATP-binding cassette, sub-family C (CFTR/MRP), member 10
Exons: 5
Coding region: 1-762 (253 amino acids)
Biological process (GO): transmembrane transport
Cellular component (GO): membrane
Molecular function (GO): ATP binding; ATP hydrolysis activity; ATPase-coupled transmembrane transporter activity
Source: RefSeq, a predicted model, not a curated record
AUGCCCUGCGCCGGCAAGUCCUCGAUCCUCGCCGCCCUUCUGCGCCUCACCCCCGUCUCCUCCGGCCGCAUCCUCGUCAGCGGCGUCGACGCGGCGGCCCUGCCGCUGCCGGAGCUGCGGCGCCAGUUCGCGGUCGUGCCGCAGGCUCCGCUGCUGUUUGGGGGCAGCCUGCGGUUCAACCUGGACCCCCUGGGCCAAUACAGGGGCCAGGACGAGGACCUGGCCGUGGCCCUGGAGGCGGUGCAGCUGUGGGAGCCGCUGUGCCGCCUGGCCCUCCACCAAGGGAAGCUGGGCGGCGCCACCUACCUCGCCUCCCGCCGCGCGGCGGGCCUGAUGGACCGCAUGCUGACGCGCCGCGCGGAGCGCAUCGCGUCGGGGGCCGCCGGCGGCCGCGCGGCGCGCCGUGGGGCUGGCGCGGCGGAGGGGGACCCGGAGCAGCACCAGCAGCAGGAGCAGGAGCACGAGCAGCGGCGGGAGCGCGACUUCGAUGUCGAACAGGGCUCAAGAGCGGCGUCGACGCCGGCAGAUGGGGGUCCUCCCUACUUGAAGCGGCGCAGCCUCAGCAUGCCGUUUUACCAGCAGCCCGCCACGCCGGACGCGGCCCGCAUCCCAGGACGGCCGCUGGCGCUCGUGCUGGGAAUGAAGGUCGGCGGCGAGGGCGGCCUGCAGCUGUCGGCCGGCCAGCAGCAGCUGCUGUGCCUCGCGCGCGCGCUGCUGCGCCGCUCGCGCCUCGUGCUGCUCGACGAAUCGCCCAUGACCUGA